CAGUCUGCAGUGUUGUCGUCGCUACGCCGAAUUAUGGCAUAAUUAUUAGUUACAAGUGCAAUUUGUUUAAUUCUUUCAACUACUUAAUUUUUACUUAUGUAAAAAAUCAGUGGAAAUAUUGUGAAAAUGGAAGGAAUAAUAGCGCAUAGAGUGACUCCUUUGCUAAAAUGCGUAGUGUUGUUUCUCUUCAUAUUCACUGCCAAAGUGCUCACAACCAAACCUCAAGAGACUGGAGACACCAGAAAUGACAUUCAACCCUUAAAAACAUCUCACUAUGUACGAACAUUUACAAAAUAUCACCACAGAAGAACUAAUCAGUGGAAUAAUCCUGAACUGUGGACUGAUGACCAGCCUAGGGUAAUUCAAAAAAGGAAUGCCAUUCCAGACACGAAUUUUAUUGGACAGGAAAGUAAAAAUGGCUUUUCAAAUGAUUAUUCUGUUGAAAAAGAUGCAAUUAAUAUAAAUAAAGGGGAUAAAGGCACAAAAACUCAUGAGAAAAAUAGUUUAUCUAAUGAAUCUAAGAAAACUAAAAUUAAACCUGCAUUUAUACCUACUGAUCCCCCAAAAAUUGUGACUUCCACUAUAUCUUGUUUGUACCAAACACGUAAUGUGGCAUUGAGUGCUACGCCAUCUUAUGAAGAAGAUGAAAAUGCUCAAUUUAUGAUUGAGAAUGAUAACUACGAUCGUGGCUUAAUAAUAAACACAACAUUACAAGAUGGAGAGAAAGUGCAAGUGGAGCAAUGCAAAGGACCAAACUCAUACUGCUAUACUCUGUGGCAUGAAGAUGACAAUAAUACCAUCUCAGUUCUCGGACAAGGUUGCUGGCGUUCAACCGGCGGCGAGAGCUGUGAUGACAAAUGUACUCGCACCCCACAACUGCCGGGCACCUUGUUCUGCUGUUGCUCUACUAUGUAUUGCAACCAGCAUUUUAGUAAAGCAACUCUACAAGAAGAAACAGUAACACAAAAAGCAGAGUCCACGAUGAACACAGAGCCCUUAUUGGACUAUAGUCACUACGUAGCUUGGGGAGUGCUUAUCCUUCUCGCCAUACUCGGGAUGGGAGCUGUCAUACAUACGAUGCAUUGUCGCAAGAGACGAUUGCUCGAUGAACGUAAUGAACUGGAAAAAGGUGAUGUGAUGGGCAGUGGUCCCGACGCUUUGGCUACAGGAUUGCUUUGUGUCGACAACCUAACUCUUAUCGAACAUAUUGGCCAAGGUAAAUUCGGGUCAGUAUGGCGCGGUAGUCUUGGUUCGACUCCUGUUGCAGUCAAGUUGUACUCUAACGUGGGUGCAUGGCAGAAGGAAGCUUCUAUCUACGCUUUACCGCAUUUGGCGCAUCCUAACAUCCUUAGAUAUUACGGAAGCGACUCGCGCUGCACGCUAGAGGGCGCGCGCGAGCCCCUGAUCGUGGUGGAGCUGUGCGCGAUGCCGUUGCGCGCGCGCCUGCAGCAGGCGCCGCUGGCCUGGCCGCUCUUCGCGCAGCUGGCGCACGGGCUGGCCUCGGCGCUGGCGCACCUGCACACGCCCAGUGGUAGCAAACCGUGUAUAGUACACCGCGACGUGAACAGCAAUAACGUGCUGGUGUGCGGCGGCGGUGCGCGCUUGGCCGACCUUGGACUGGCACAGGCGCUGCCGCAACGAAGACACGCGCACGGCCACCAACCCGCCACGACCAGGAUCGCAGAGGCUGGCACGCUGCGGUACCUGGCGCCUGAAGCGCUGGAAGGCGCCUUGGAUCUAAGCGAGGCCCGUGCCGCGCUGUGUGCCGUGGACGUGUUCGCGCUGGGGCUGGUGCUGUGGGAGAUGCUGUGGCGCUGCAGCGGCGCCCACGCCGGGCCCGUGCCGCCCUACGCGCCGCCCUACCUGCACCAUGGCCUGCCGCCCAGGCCUACAUUGGCGCAAAUGCAGAGCCUGGUGUCACGCAACAAGGCGCGGCCGCCGCUGCCGCCGGGCCCGGUGGCGGAGGCGCGCGCGCUGAAGGUGGCCAGCGACACGUGCGACGAGUGCUGGGACCACGACGCCGAGGCGCGCCUCACGGCCGUCUGCGUCGAGGAGCGCAUGGCCGAGCUCAAGCUCAUGCUGCAGCACCAGCCGCUGCGCCACGACAACAACCUGCACCCGCACCCGCCGGACACCGGCGUAUCACCACCAGAAAUGGACAAGAACUCCAAUUGUACCGCAACCCAGUGCGAUGUCACCACACCCCUCCUUUACCCGCAGCCUCACAUAGGUCGAAACGCUUGUAUCGAACGUAAUACACACACAAACGCUCACUCGCAGACAGUCGAGCUUAUACAUAAAAGCUUAAAGGACAUAACGUCGCCCCCUGAGGGACCCCGAGUGCUAAACGUUGAAGAAAACUGCCUAUCAGUCGCUAGAGUUAGUAACACGCGUCCCGUUAUGUUCGAAUUUGAGAAUUCUGACCGUUUAAAUGAAAUAAGAUCAUAUCAAAGACCUUUGGAAUAUGUUCCAAACGAUGUUAGCUCGUGUGAACAAGAUCGAAAGCCUAAGCAAACAAAUUUGUUACAUGAUGUCAAAAUCGAAAAACCUAAAUGGGGUAUAAGACGGUUUUUUGAAAAGAAAUUGAACAAGAGUUCAAAAGUUUUGGAAACAGAAGUGAAAUUAGUACCAGAAGUUCAAAAUGGGAGAACUAAAACUUCCAUUGUGACCGAAAAAGGUACUGAUAGACCAAGUAAUUUGAUUCUUGAAGAGAGGGGCUAUAAUUUUGAAGUACCUUGUACUUUAUCACCUCCAAAUAGAACUUUAUCUCCUACAAUGUUAAUGGAAUCAGAUAUGAAUAGAGAGAACAGAGUAUUUGGUUUCAAAGAACUCCCUUCAAGGGAUGACAAUGAACUUAAAAAUCAAAAUCAGAUUUUCGCCGUCAUUGUUCCUAAAGCGAAACCUGCCGAUUUCGGUCUCAUAGAAAUGCGCAACAAGAAUGACAGUUCUGACAGUGUUAAAAACUCAGUACAUACAUCGAAGUCAUCGCAGAGUAUUUUCAAAUCAGGCCAUUCAGAAUCUGAGGACUCGACAGGGAAAAAACGUUUAAGUUGUGAUAACAGAAUUACAAACAGCGGUCGGUCAUCUAGAGCUAGUAUAAAUUUAGAAUUACAAUACAUUGAUAAUAACCCAACAGAGAAUUUUGCCGAAAGUCCAUUUGAUUUGAAUUCAGAUUGUUCAAGCAGUGAGGAUGAACAUUUGAUGCUAUUAUCUGAAAAUGGAGGAUCCAAAAUUACAAUGCAAACAAUACCAAAGCCAGAGGAAAAGAAAAAGUACCAAAACGAAGUCUUAAAAGACGCAAGCCAUCGCACCGAUAUAGGUUUUAACAAAAUAAACAAAUAUACCAACCUGGAUAACGAAUUUAGCGAUCCCAACGACAAAGAAAACUUAGUUAAUGGUUAUAGUGGUGAUAACCCAGUAUACCUAGCGGCUUUGAAAGGUGAAAUUGAUACUUCAGACUUAAAAUUGAUGCAAGAUAACGGAAGUCCUAAAUCACCAAAACCGGCGUUGAAAAACUUAGCUAUAAAACGGCAACAUUCUUUAGAACAGGUUAGUGAGAUAUUUUCGUCUUCAGGCGAAAUCAAUUUACAAAACCCUGCUGGCAGGGUAAAAACUCCAGGUGAUUUACCAAUAGCCAUACGUAGGGCACGUAGAGAUAGAGCGUUACAGAAAGGUAGAACAAAUGAAUGCAAUAGAUUAAGCCUGUAUGAUGAUAGAAUGAUGUUCGGUAAUAGUUUGUAAUUUUUAGUAUUUUAAAUAAUUGUAACGUUCACUUUUCGUAAUUGUAUUUUGUAUUCUUUGAGGGUAGUGUGGUUGGUUUUUAACAGACUUCAAAAAAGGAGGAGGUUUUGAAUUCGACUGUUUUUUUAUAUGUUACGCAAUUACUCUGACAUUAAUCGCACCACUCAUGGAAGAAUGGCGUAAGUGAAGUUA
Hyposmocoma kahamanoa is the source of this 3933-nucleotide messenger RNA. RefSeq lists its product as uncharacterized. Gene Ontology annotation, molecular function: transforming growth factor beta receptor activity; ATP binding. Bases 127 to 3741 code for a protein of 1204 amino acids. Gene Ontology annotation, cellular component: signaling receptor complex; plasma membrane. Lineage: Eukaryota; Metazoa; Arthropoda; Insecta; Lepidoptera; Cosmopterigidae. The transcript is spliced from 11 exons. Gene Ontology annotation, biological process: BMP signaling pathway; protein phosphorylation; cellular response to growth factor stimulus. The record is from RefSeq and is a predicted model, not a curated record.